AUGUCUUCCACGCCCUCGUCCAGCGCCGACCCCAAGGCCUCACCCGGAGACCAACAUGAGAUGAAGGACAUGUCGCACGCCGCACCCACCCUCCCGGUUGAGGAGGACCUCAUGCAGCUGGCGCGCCUCGGCGAGAUUGGUGCCAUCCAGAAGCUUUUCGACACGGGCAAAUACGAUGCCACCUACCGCGACGAGCAGGGAAUCACGCCGCUCCAUUGGGCCGCCAUCAAUAACCACUACGCACUCUGCCACUUCCUCCUCAACUCGGGCGCUGACGUGAACGCGCGGGGCGGCGACGCCGUAGCCACACCCGUCUUGUGGGCCGCGAAGCGCUGCAACUACUACAUCGUCGCCCUACUCCUCUCGCGCGGCGCCGACCCGCUGCUUACCGACGAUCAAGGCUUCAACCUCCUACACAGCGCCACCUUGGACGGCAAUGUCUUCCAGUUGGUGCUGCUGCUGCACCAAGAUCUCCCCAUUGAUAUCCCCGACGCUCAGGGCCACACCGCACUCAUGUGGGCUGCAUACAAGGGCUUCCCCGCCGUCGUCGAGGUUCUGGUGCGCUGGGGCGCCAACGUGUAUGCGCGCGACGAUCAAGGCUUCACCGCACUGCACUGGGCCUUAGUCAAGGGCAGCGUGGGCUGCAUUCAGAAGCUCGUUGAGUAUGGGUCGGACCGCUUUGCCGAGAACAACGACGGCAAGACGCCUGCCAUCACCGCCCAAGACAUGAAUACUGUCCGCCAAUGGCACAAGGCCCUCUCUGACUCUGGCUACAAUCCCGAUGCUACCCCUAAAUACUUCCCGCUACAGAACUUUGUCAAGGACAGGAGAGCCUUCCUCAACAAGUUCUUCUUCUUGUGGCCCUUCUUAAUGCUCAUAUGCGUGCUUUACAUCUUGAGCCAUAUGGUCAUCUACAUCGCUAUUCCCUUGGCCCUUGGAGCGUCGUACAUGCUGCAGUGGGCCGCGCAGCAGUUGUUGAGAUGGGCACCGGGCGACAUGAAGACGGUACAUAGAACACCGUUUCUAUCCGGCGUUUUUGCUGCCACUCUGUUUUGGGUUGGCGUGCGCUACAUUACACAUGUUCUGCCCUGGACAUUCAAAACCUCACCUUUUACAAAUAUCUUCUUCAUGAUCUUCUACUCCUUGACGGGAUACUUUUACUUCUUAACCAUGCUUUCAGAUCCCGGGUAUAUCCCCAAGUCGAGCUCACGUGCUCAACAGAAAGCUGUAAUCGACGAGCUGCUGGAGGCCCGCAAAUUCGAUGAGGCGAACUUUUGCGUGCACUGCAUGGAAGAUCAUCACUGCCCUUGGGUCGAUAACUGUGUUGCCAACAAUAACCACCGCCACUUUGUGCUGUAUAUCUCCUGCCUGGAGUUGGGAAUCCUUUCACUACUUCGCUUGGUACUGUCAUACCUGACAGCCCUACCGCCGCCGACCGAAACGCCAGAAUGCAACGUCCUCGACCCUGAGCUGUGCUCCACCCUCCACAAGGAUCCGUUCACCAUCAUCCUCACCAUCUGGGCUUGUCUCCAGCUCAUCUGGGUCACGAUGCUCCUCGUCGUCCAGCUCCUCCAGGUCGCCCGCGCUCAAACCACCUUCGAGGCCAUGCGCCACAACCACGGCCACGGCCCGCCAGACCCGCUCACCUCGUUCAUCACGACUGGCAGCACCUCCGCCGUCGGCGGCCAAGUUGAUGCCGCUGGUGCCGGCCCUGAUGGGGCACCAGCACACGGCCGUCGUGGCCACCACAAGGCCGGCUGCCUCGAGCAGUGGAAACGCAUGCUCGGCAUCGACACCUUCAUCGCCACCGCUCUGCACGGUUCGAACGCCCAGGCCGUCCUCGCCCAGCGCCGCGAGAACCCCUUCACGCGCGGCUGCAUCACCAACUGCCGCGAUUUCUGGUGCGACCCGGCCCCGAUGUUCAAGAAGCGUGAAAACGGAGAGGCGGUGCUGGGAGGCGAUAGGAUCAACUGGACGAGGGUGUACGAGCCUCCGCCGAAGAUGAGGGCGAGAAGAGGUGGUGGCGCGGAUGAGGGUGGAAGGUAUGAGAGCGUUGCGGCGGAGGAAGACGAAAUGUGA
Molecule: messenger RNA, 2079 nt
Organism: Lasiodiplodia theobromae
Lineage: Eukaryota; Fungi; Ascomycota; Dothideomycetes; Botryosphaeriales; Botryosphaeriaceae
Product: Palmitoyltransferase Akr1 protein
Exons: 5
Coding region: 1-2079 (692 amino acids)
Biological process (GO): protein palmitoylation
Cellular component (GO): Golgi membrane
Molecular function (GO): protein binding; palmitoyltransferase activity
Source: RefSeq, a predicted model, not a curated record